Messenger RNA from Vigna angularis (adzuki bean), 3861 nucleotides. RefSeq names its product receptor-like protein EIX1. Bases 50 to 3649 code for a protein of 1199 amino acids. NCBI's taxonomy places the organism in Eukaryota, Viridiplantae, Streptophyta, Magnoliopsida, Fabales, Fabaceae. Gene Ontology annotation, molecular function: protein binding. The transcript is spliced from 2 exons. The record is from RefSeq and is a predicted model, not a curated record.
UUCAGAACACAUAUCAAUCUAAUUCUAUACUAUUCACUCUCUCUGUUUGAUGAUGAAUAUUCUGAAAGUAAUGAUGUUUAUGUUUGUGGUGAGUGUGGUGUUGCAGGUUGCUUUUGGACAACACCAUAUCAGAUGCCUUCCAAAAGAGAAGGAAGCACUCAUUCAAUUCAAGGCUGCCAUUGUCGAUCGUUACGGCAUGCUCUCCUCUUGGACCACUCCUGACUGUUGCCAAUGGGAGGGGAUUCGCUGCAGUAACCUCACCGCUCAUAUUAUAAGCCUCCACCUUCCUGGACAAUAUAAUGAAUCUCGUUAUGAAGUCUCUUCUCAGCGUUACAUCAGCGGAGAGAUCCACAAGUCGUUAAUGGAGUUACGACACUUACAGUAUUUGAACCUCAGUUUCAAUUAUUUUCGAGAAACUAAUAUUCCAGAGUUUCUUGGCUCUCUUACCAACUUGAGAUAUCUUGAUCUCUCUUCAUGUCUUUUUAGCGGACAAAUUCCAACUCAGAUAAGUUCUCUUUCUCAUUUGAAAUUUUUGAAUCUUGCUUAUAAUUAUUAUUUGGAGGGUUCAAUCCCUCCUCAACUUGGAAAUCUCUCUCGGUUGCAGUAUCUUGAUCUCAGUGGCAAUUCUUUAAAUGGAAAUAUACUUUCCCAACUUGGAAAUCUCUCUCGGUUGCAGUAUCUUGAUCUCAGCUACAAUUCUUUUGAAGGAUUCAUUCCUUCCCAACUUGGAAACCUUUCAAAUUUGAAUAAACUCUAUCUUGGAGGAUAUGAUAGUGCUCUCAAAAUUGUCAGUAGUGAUCAAUGGUUAUCUAAUCUUAAUUCUUUAACCCAUCUUUCCUUCAUUUCCAUAUCUAAUUUUAACACUUCUCCUAGCUGCCUUCGAACCAUUGCCAAGUUACCAAAACUAAGAGAACUGAGUUUAAUUGAAUGUGGCCUUUCCGAUCAUUUCCUCCUUUCAUUCAACCCUUCCAACUUCAAUUUUUCUACUUCUCUAUCUGUCCUUGAUCUUUCUAGUAACUCCUUCACACAACCGAUGAUAUUCCCGUGGCUGUCAAACACCACUUCCAACCUUGUUGAGCUUGACCUUAGUUGGAACCUCUUGAAGGGUUCCACCUCAUAUCAUUUUGGCUUGGCCAUGAAUUCGCUUGAGCACCUUGACGUCUCCCAAAAUGUGUUCAAGGGCGAAGAUAUGAAAUUAUUCAUGAAUAUAUGCACCCUUCGUUCUUUACACAUCUAUGGAAACAAUAUGACCGAAGACCUUUCGUUAGUUCUUCAUAAUUUCUGCAGUGGUUGUGUUAGAUACUCACUACAAGAGUUGAGUUUGAAAUCGAAUCAAAUCAGAGGCUCCGUACCUGACCUUUCAGCAUUUUCAAAUUUGAAAAAGUUGGAUCUUUCUGACAAUCAAUUGAGUGGGAAGAUACCUGAAGGCACUAGAUUGCCAUCUCAUUUGGAGCAGUUGUCAAUUGGAUCUAACUCUUUAGAAGGUGGUGUUCCAAAAUCAUUUGGGAGCACAUGUACUUUAGAGUUAUUGGAUUUGUCUGAUAAUAAGUUGAGUGAAGAUCUUACGAUCAUAUUUAAUCAUUUGUCUGGAUGUUCUAGAUACUCAUUGCGAAAUUUAUAUCUCCGUCAGAAUAAAUUCAAUGGCACAUUACCUGAUUUUUCAAUAUUUUCAAAGUUGGAAACGUUGGAUAUAUCAGGAAAUCGAUUGGAUGGAGUUCCAAAAUUACUUCACAAUGGUACUGUUUUGCGUUCAUUGAACCUAUUUAAUAACAGUUUAAGUGAAAACCUUCCAACAAUAAUGCAUCACUUAUCCUCAUCAUUGCAAAGUUUAAAUCUAGGCAUGAAUCAAAUUAGGGGUACUUUGCCUCGCAACCUCGCAACAAUGUUCCCAUCAUUAAAAUAUUUGUCCCUUGAUAGUAACAAGCUAAAUGGGACAAUUUCUGAAGAUCUUCGAUUUCCAACAGAACUUGAGGUAUUAUCCUUGUACUCAAACUCUUUGAAAGGUGUGUUAACUGACUCUCAUUUUUUUAAUAUGACAAAGUUAAGGACAUUGAUUUUGUCAGAUAACUUACUUACUUUUACUCAAAAUUGGGCUUCAACUUUUCAAUUACAUAGUAUUGAAUUGAGGUCUUGCAAGCUUGGUCCAUUGUUUCCCAAAUGGCUAGAGAAACAAAAUGAAUUUAUUUAUCUUGACAUUUCAAAUAAUGAAAUAUCAGGUACCAUUCCACAAUGGUUUUGGACCAAAUUUGGAUUGUCAAAUUGGAUGAGUAUUGAUAUUUCACACAAUAAUUUACAAGGUACGAUUCCAAAUUUGCCAAUAGAGAAUCAUUAUUAUUCUCUUAGUCUUGCAUCAAAUCAAUUUGAAGGUCAUGUUCCGCCAUUUUUACGAGGCUCAAUAUCUCUUGAUCUAUCAAACAAUAAAUUCACAAAUUCUUUUUCAUUUUUAUGUUCUAAUGGUGUAGCUGAAUCUUUAUACCAAUUAGACCUUUCAAAUAAUAAGUUUUCUGGACAAAUUCCAGACUGUUGGACCCAUUUUAAGUCAUUGGCUUACUUAAAUAUGAGUCAGAACAAGUUUUCAGGAGAGAUUCCUUCUUCAAUGGGAUCACUCCUUGAACUUCAAGUUUUGUUAUUGAGAAGCAAUAAUUUAACAGGUAAAAUCCCUUCCGUCUUGAAGAAUUGCACACAGUUGGUGAUGGUAGACAUAGCAGAAAAUAGAUUAUCAGGAUCUAUCCCAAAUUGGAUCGGGAACGAAUUAUCGCAGUUGCAAUUUUUAAGCUUAAGAAGCAACUAUUUCCGUGGGAGUUUACCGUUACAAAUUUGUUAUCUAAAAAGCAUUCAACUCUUAGAUCUCUCGCAAAACAAUCUAUCUGGACAAAUUCCUAAAUGCAUAAAAAACUUUUUCUCAAUGGCUCAAUUGACUUCUUUGAGAGAUUAUUAUGAAGGUCAUCAAUAUUUGGUCAACACUAGUGCUACGAAAAGUAACUUUUCAUAUGAUUUGAAUGCAUUCUUGAUGUGGAAAGGUUCAGAACAAAUGUUUACAAACAGCGGAUUGUCACUUUUGAAUAGCAUUGAUCUCUCAAGCAAUGAAUUAUCAGGAGAAAUUCCAAAAGAAAUUGAGGGUUUAUUUGGAUUGGUGUCAUUGAAUCUAUCAAGAAACCAAUUGACAGGGAAAAUUCCUUCAAAUGUUGGAGAGUUAACAUCACUUGAAUUUCUUGAUUUGUCACGAAACCAACUUGUUGGUUCUAUUCCUUCGAGUCUUGCUCAAAUUGAUCGACUCACUAUGUUAGAUUUGUCACAUAAUAAUUUAUCUGGAAAAAUUCCAACUGGCACACAAUUACAGAGUUUCGAUGCAUCGAAAUAUGAAGAUAAUGUUGAUCUCUGUGGACCACCAUUAAAGGAAUUGUGCAUUGAUGGAGUAGCAAGACAAGGACCAAUUAUUAAAUUUCAAGAGGAUGACAAUUUGAUUUUCAAUCGUGAAUAUUAUAUAAGUAUGACAAUUGGAUUUGCUAUAAGCUUUUGGGGAGUGUUUGGCUCAAUCUUAAUAGUACAUUCUUGGCGUCAUGCAUAUUUCAAGUUCUUAAAUAAUUUAGGAGACACUCUUUAUGUCUUGACAACAGUGAAAGUUUUCCGAAUCUGCUACAAAACAUAGCUGCAGAAGAAAUGGAAUUUGAAGAUUAGAAUGAUUGUGAGGGUACCAUGCUCAAUGGAUAUCGAUAACUGAGGAAGAUUUCUAAACAUUUAUUUUCUUUAAAUGUUUCUUUCUUCUCCAUUUUUAUUUUGUAAUGGUUGUUGAGGAAGCCUAUUGUGAUUGUGAAGUUGUUAGUCAUACAAUAAUUUGAUGAAUCUUCAAAACGUUGGAAA